CAUGCUCAGGCAAAGAACGGGCUUGAAUGGAAUCUUUUACCUCCAACACUUCAUAGACAGCACACGAAAGGAUUGCUUUACCUGCUGAUUGGGAAUAAGUGAUUUGAAUAAUUGCUUAAGCCACUAUGGAGACAACCAGUGAUACUACAAAAAUCCUAGAGAAGGGUCCUGAAUACCUUCGAAAGCAAAUGGAACUGGAGAAUGAGGCGAAAGGGCGCAUGAGUGCGGUGGAAAGGCUCGCUGCAAGCAAACCAAAAUAUGUCAAGAGCCAACAGGUGGUCAACUCGACUCAGGAGCCAGUGAUCAGUCUUGGAUCAGCUUCUGUGAGUAGCACCGGGUCUUCUAACCGGAGUUCAAACCGUGGUGGCAAACUUGUCACAAGGAGUGACUCCCCUGAGGCUACACGUAUUGCACAAAGCUGCUCACCGGGGCAGGUACGUAGGUCCAGUUCCAAAAAACGACCAGACUCUCUUCUGCUUUACAGGCAAAAAUGUGAAUUAUUGAGAGGGUCUCCAACUGUCCGGAAAAACAGUAGAACACGCAAGUUGCUGCGCAGCUCCGUGAAUAAAAAUGUUCCACUACCUGAGGCAGCAGAUAAGGAAUAUGAGUCUGAGGGCAACAAGGAAAAAAUCGCCACGCCUGAGGAACCUGCAAAGGAAUCUAGCCCAAAUAUAGUUGUAGUAACAGAACAACAUGCCACCAAAAACAGUGUUUCUGUCAGUGUGACAGCAGCUGUUGAGAAUACAUCUGACGGUCUCCUUAAGGUCCCUGAGAUUCGAAGAUGUGGUAAAGGUGUAAGUCGCUCUCACUCUGACAUCAGUUCCAGGUACUCCAAAAAUUUUGCAGAUUUUGAUGCUUUUUUCAAGUACUGCGGGCUGGAUGGUGAGGUGAUCGAGUCUAUGGGGAAGGAGAACUUCUCUGCACGCUCGGAUGAAAUUGCAAUAAAUAUCCGAAGCGCGAGCGUCUCUACAUCAGAUGACGGAUUCUCCAGGAACAGCGGUGACAGUGACGGGCUAUUGGAAGACGAAUUGCAUAAAAAGACAGGCCAAGGGACAUCAGUUAUUGAGCGCAAUGCACGGAUUAUCAAAUGGCUUUACAGCUGCAAAAAUGCUGAAGAGACAGGGAAAAAGUUAAGAGACCUUGAUUGAGAUUUUCUCAAAAAUGAUUUUUUCGAAGCCCUUAGUGCCAAAUGCUUACCUGAUACUGUUAGAUGAUACAUUUUAUCCAUCACUGACAAGACAUUAAACCGGUGAGGAAAUGUUCAUGUAUUUUUCUGUCCAAUGGUUCACUCAGAGAUGGCGCUUUCUAAGAAAGCAGCUACAGGUGAUUUGUGGCUUUACACUGUGGAAAAUAUUGACGUCUUUACUAUAUGUAUGUAUGUAUGUAUUUGUGCGUUUGUGUGUGUGUUCAUGUGCAUGUGUGUCACUUUCUUUCAGUCUCUUAUUUUGGACUAUGAAGAAAGCUCCAGGCAUCCAAAAAACCCAUAGACACACUAACAGUGUUAUUUUCCUAACAUUUCUCAUCGUUAAUGUUUAAGUACAUGUAGUUUCAUGUAAUCCAGCUGGAAAUCAGAACACUCAUAUUUCAAAUUUAAAAACUCUGUUACUCCAAUAUAUUGCAUGUUUUCAUCUGAAUCCUGGAUACUCUAUUUCUCAAAUAAGUCUAGUUAUUGGCUUGCAUGUUGUGUUAGGAUAUUGAGAUUCUACCAUAAACAUUUCAGGUCAUCUAAUACUCGUCUAAUACUCCAAGUUCCUCAACAGUGCCUUCACCAUAAGCAUGAAAGUGCACUUAAAUCACAAUUUAUAUAACCUGUCUCUUUCUAAGUUUCUGAUCUAAUGAGUGCACUCCCCAUUUCUCUCCAGGUGAAAGGUGUACAUUCCAUUGCAUGCAUACACACACACAUACACACACACACACACACACACACACACACACGCACACACACACUUGCAUUCUUUUUUAAAAAGUCAAUAAGAGAGUUGUGCUUCUUGUACGUUAUUGAUUCUUAUUGACAGUGAUAUAACUGGCAAAAUCAUUACAUUUAACUGUAGCCAAACUAAACAGCUUGAAGAUGUAGUUAUUUCCCAGAUAAGGAAUCAGUUUUUUCCCAAGUCUUGUGUGAGAGGAAUGUACCUAAAUAAUCUGAUAGGCUUAAGUCCAGUGACCCGUUAUAACAGUAUCUCCACUUCCAUCCCAAUCUUUGUCUGCAUUGUCUCUAUUCUGCUUCUCUCUCUCUCUCUCUCUCUCUCUCUCUCUCUCUCUCUCUCUCUCUCUCUCUCUCUCUCUCUCUCUCUCUCUCUCUCUCUCUCUCUCUCUCUUUCUGUCUUGUAGCCAGGUUUCUUUGCAAUUGCGACCUUAUCAAAGCUUAGAGGCCGUAACAUGGGGUGGAACAAAAGCAUAGAACAGACUAUUGUUGACUCAGUGUGUCAAACAGAUACUCUCUCUCACAAACACUGAAACUAACAUUAAUUACUGCAUAUAUACAGUAUGUGAGUGCAUACACAUUGCUCAGCUGCACUGUAGACACACCUUUCAAUUCUACAGAGGCCCAUCUGACUGUUUAACAUCAAGGCAAGUCAUGUCCUGCCCUCUGUUUUUAGUAAGACCCUUUCGUUAAUGCUUGAUGUUCAGCUAAUGAUUCAGUGGAAACAUUCAGUGAAAGUAGUAUUAUACCUUACGUGGCAUUAUAACCUCUGCUUCAACCUACAGAAAUGUAUAAAGUUAACAAUGUGAGACAAAUGACUAAAAAUGUACACUAUGUGCAUUGUUGUUGGCUCAGAAGUGUCUUUUCUAAAGGUGUUAUUAAGCUCUUAUUACGCUCAAUUACCAUACUUUCACACAUAACUGCAAUAUAACCCCACCCCUGACCCAAACCAUCACUUAUAACUGUUUUUGCUGCUGCCUAAACAUUUUUUAAUACUGAAGUAUCAUGUAAAUCUUGUUUUAUAAAACAGAAAUAAUGUAAGAAUUGUUUACAAGUGAAACUGUUAAAUUGCCACUGAAUUCAUUUUUGGAGAAAUUGUUUGAUUGAUUGGUUGCAAAUGAGAGAGGAGUGAAUAUGUGUUGUAUUCAAAUGUUUUAUCUUUUACAAAUUGCACAGAAGACGUGUUUGUGAGUAGUCAUCCAUGGACAGACACAAUACACAGACUGUAGUGAUUAAAAAUGUUUUGAAUAUACUGUAUAGGGCCUUAAGGGGGCAGUACCUAACAACAAGAUUGAAUCUUCUUGAAACCCCAUAUUAACCGGUCAGUCAAACUGUGCCAAACAUCUGACUGUGCUGUAAUCCAAAGUAACAAUGCCCAAAGGAAUAAUUAUUACUCAGCCAGUCUGGACAGAUGCUUGGUAUGUUCUUUUUAGAUUCAUUUGAGAGUGACAAAGCAACAAGUUUUGUAUUAGUGUUUAGUAAAUCAUGUCACAGAUUAACCUUCAUGUGUAGAUUGAGAUUUAAGACUCAUUUCACAAAAAUAGGACUUGUGAGACCUGCUCUUGACUGCUGUUACUUAAACUUGAAUCUAGAGCUGCAACAAUUAGUAGAUUAAGAUUAAUUAGUCAAUUGACAGAAGAUUAAAAUUCAACUAUUUUGAUCAUUGAAUAACCUUCUUUUUUAAGGAAAAAUAUCAAACAAAUCUGGUUGCAGCUUCUUAAAUAUGAUGGUAAAUGAUAGUAAACUGAAUAGCUUUGAGUUUAGGACUGUUGGUCAGACAAAACAAGAUAUUUAAAGAUGUCCCC
This is a messenger RNA of Scomber scombrus (Atlantic mackerel), 3729 nucleotides long. RefSeq names its product family with sequence similarity 110 member C (gene fam110c). The record is from RefSeq and is a predicted model, not a curated record. NCBI's taxonomy places the organism in Eukaryota, Metazoa, Chordata, Actinopteri, Scombriformes, Scombridae. Bases 126 to 1148 code for a protein of 340 amino acids. The transcript has a single exon.